AUGGAUAAAAAUAAAAUGGCCCCACCGUCUAAAAAUAUAAGACCCAAACGACCUUCAACCGUGUCAACAGCGUCUACAUCGCGUAAAGUAUUACCGAGUAAAGAUAAAAAUACGAACGAACUUAGAGCUAAAGUGAACAAAAAUGCCACAAUUAUCGGCGACGGAGAUUUAACAAUGUGUAAAACUGAUGCCAUGCCCAAUUUCGAUGCUGAAUACAGACAGGUAGCGUAUGGAAAAUUUUUACGCGCCUUAUUAGAAGACUGUCUAGUCGAAGAGAAGAUUGAGAGAGAAGAAACGCAAAUGGACAUCCAGAUGGCUCAGCUGGCUGAUAGGUUCCAGAAGACUAUGGAUCAGCUCGAUAAAACCAAUCGGAGACUUAAAGAUAUCAGCUUCGUCGUGGAACAGAAAAGACUUCUAGAUCUCAAGAAUCAGGAUUCGAACACAUUCUACAACAUCACCGAUGAUUCUAAGAUAGAGGAAUCUCUGAAUGAUCUCAAAAUGACAGAAGAAGCUUGUCUCGAUAGACUUGAAACUAAAAACGUUGAUUUCGGCUACAACAAAGACUCGGGACACAAACAACUUCUGGAUGCAGUCAACGACGCCAUCGACGGCCUGGAACAGAUAAAGAAACAUUCGAAUCUAGAUAUAAACAAAUUCAAAGAGUAUGAAAAAUCACAUAAAGGUCUAAAUCAAUUGGAAAAAGAUAGAUUUGAUUUAGAGAGUCUCAAAUCUGAAUUUGAGACCAAAUUUCCUAAAUUCAGCGAGAAAUUAUUGAAAGAUAUAUCGGAGAAAAUAGAUACUAUUAUGAAUGAUAAUGAAGAUGCAGACUAA
Danaus chrysippus (African queen) is the source of this 831-nucleotide messenger RNA. NCBI's taxonomy places the organism in Eukaryota, Metazoa, Arthropoda, Insecta, Lepidoptera, Nymphalidae. The record is from the annotation of a GenBank genome assembly.